AUGGGGGAUAAAGAAGAAAACGUGGAUCUCAUGAUCCUAGAUGAUGAGUCCCCUGUAGUGUUCGACGGCCCUGAUGGAUCGGAUAGCGAGUCAGACAGCUCUGAUCAGAUUUCACUAGAGCCAGCAGAUCGAAGACAGAGACAAAACGAAAUCUUCAAAUCUCUGCUAUCCAAACGAGCUGAAACAAUUACGGCUGAGGAUAUUCAGAAGGCAAUGAAAGUGAAGAACGACAGUGAGCUUUCUAUAUCGAAACUGAUAGCAAAGCAGGACUUCUCAUCUGUCAUCCACGACCCAAGGGAGUACCAGUUGGAGCUGUUUGAGAAGGCGAAGACAACGAAUAUCAUCGCUGUGUUGGAUACUGGAUCGGGCAAAACAUUGAUCGCCGUACUCUUGCUCAAACAUAUGAUUCGAAUCGAAUUGGCUGAUCGAGCUAGGGGAAAACCACCCCGUAUAUCAUUCUUCUUGGUCGAUAGCGUGGCGCUUGUGUACCAGCAAGCCGCCGUCCUGAAAGCAAAUAUUGAUCAAAGUAUCGAUAAAUUCUGUGGAGCAUUGCAAACUGACUUAUGGAGCAAGGAAACCUGGAAAAGGCACUUUUCAAAAAAACAUGAUCAUCGUUUGCACAGCGGAAGUACUAUAUCAGUGUUUGCUGCAUUCUUUUAUCCAGAUGGAACAGAUUAA
Messenger RNA from Paracoccidioides lutzii Pb01, 678 nucleotides. RefSeq names its product dicer-like protein 1. Gene Ontology annotation, cellular component: cytoplasm. The record is from RefSeq and is a predicted model, not a curated record. The transcript is spliced from 4 exons. Bases 1 to 678 code for a protein of 225 amino acids. Gene Ontology annotation, molecular function: ATP binding; hydrolase activity; DNA binding.